AUGUUUCCCGGCAACGACUAUACUGCGUCGUCAUUGAUGACAGAUUUUCUUCGAGAUUCCGGUGGUGUUGCCGUGAUAGACGGUGGCCUGGCGACGGAACUCGAACGCCACGGUGCUGACCUCAACGACCCUCUCUGGAGUGCCAAAUGCCUCCUCACUUCUCCUCAUCUCAUUCGUACGUUUCUUGUCUCAGACUUUGUAGUGUUGAUAAACUUCGGCCACCACGNCUUCUUGGGGGUGUUCUGCAAAGAAGCAUUCAUUAGUCUGUUGGAUAGCUAA
This is a messenger RNA of Ilex paraguariensis (yerba mate), 279 nucleotides long. Lineage: Eukaryota; Viridiplantae; Streptophyta; Magnoliopsida; Aquifoliales; Aquifoliaceae. The record is from the annotation of a GenBank genome assembly.